AUGAGUGCCGCGCUCGCCUCCAAGCAGCAGUCGCUAAAGAUCUUCGAGAAGCUCAAGACCAAGCCAGCAAACAAGAUCUGUUUCGAUUGCGGCCAGAAAAACCCAACAUGGACCUCGGUGCCCUUCGGCAUCUACCUCUGCCUCGACUGCUCCUCCAACCAUCGAAACCUUGGCGUCCACAUCUCCUUUGUGCGGUCGACCAACCUUGACCAGUGGCAAUGGGACCAGCUCCGUAUCAUGAAGGUUGGCGGCAACGAAUCUGCCACCAAGUUCUUUCAGUCCAAUGGCGGUACCGCCGCGCUGAACAGCAAAGACCCCAAGACCAAGUACCAGUCCAACGCGGCGACCAAGUACAAGGACGAGCUCAAAAGACGGGCCGCUAAGGAUGCCCUGGAGUACGUUAACGAUGCGCCUUACCCGACUGAGGUCGUUAUCACUGACGGCGAGUCGGCCGACGGUACAUCCACCCCGGCUGGAGAGCCCGAUGACGACUUCUUUUCAUCCUGGGACAAGCCCGCUAUCAAGAAGCCCACGCCGCCAGUUUCCCGAACCGCGACCCCGCCAGUCAUCAGCCGCACUGCGUCUCCUUUCCUCAAGGCCGGCGGAGAAAAUGGCGGUGCCCGUGCCACUUCGCCCGCAGCUGGCGAACCACCAAAGCCUGCUGCUGCUCGCAUAACACACUCAUCCGCGCUCAAGAAGACGUCGACUGGAGCUAAGAAGACGAGCGUGCUGGGCGCCAAGAAGGCCGGCAGCAAGUUGGGCGCCAAGAAGGUUGUCGCAGCUGCCGACAUUGACUUUGACGAGGCGGAGAAGAAGGCAAAGGAGGAAGCAGAGCGCAUCGAGAAGCUGGGCUACAAUCCCGACGAGGAGGAGGCCGAGGCCAAGAAGGCGGCUGCCGAGUCCAGCACCAGCAUUGUCUCCCCAACCCCUGUCAGCCCGCCGCGCGGAGGCUACGGUUCUGCAUCUCACACGCGGGAGAAGUCGGCUUCCGAGGUGGAGCGACUCGGUAUGGGAAUGGGCCGGCUAGGUUUUGGCCAAAUUGGUGCCAACAAGGCUGCGGCGGCGGCCAAGAAGCAGACUGGCACCGGUGGCUUCGGGUCUGUUGGGCCGAUCAAGGCUGCCCCCGAGACUGAUGAGGAGAAAUACGCGCGAAGCAAAUUUGGCAACCAAAAGAGCAUCUCAUCCGACGAGUUCUUCGGCAAGGGCUCGUACGAUCCAAACGCGCAAGCCGAGGCCAAGACGCGCCUGCAAGGUUUCGAGGGCGCCUCAGCCAUCUCGUCCAAUGCCUACUUUGGACGCCCCGAUGAGGAGCAGACGGAGGAGUAUGGCGACCUCGAGAGUGCCGCCAAGGACUUCAUCCGCAAGUUCGGUAUCACGGCUGGCGACGACCUGGAAAACCUACAACAGGUCCUCGGCGACGGUGCUAGCAAGCUGCAGGGUGCCAUCCGGAGCUACCUGGGCAGCUGA
Molecule: messenger RNA, 1467 nt
Organism: Cryphonectria parasitica EP155
Lineage: Eukaryota; Fungi; Ascomycota; Sordariomycetes; Diaporthales; Cryphonectriaceae
Product: ArfGap-domain-containing protein
Exons: 5
Coding region: 1-1467 (488 amino acids)
Biological process (GO): COPI coating of Golgi vesicle
Molecular function (GO): GTPase activator activity
Source: RefSeq, a predicted model, not a curated record